CAUAUUCCUGAGUUCCAUCUUCCUCUAUUAUGUACUAUACUGUAUACUGUGGGGAACAAAUGGCUAUUGCAUCGAUUCUGUACCUCAUCAAUGACCAGUUCCCAGCUGAAGAAAUGAGGACUAGAAACAAUGUCAAUAAUUGUUUUAAAAAGCCAGCUUUCGCCGAUCUUCUGAGAUUUCCCCAGCUUUACCCAUUUCUGUGCAGAGCUGACUUUAUAAAGGUUGCUGCCAUGUCCGGUACCAAUAAUUUUCCGUUGCCCUAUGGAAUAAAGACCUUUGAGACAUAUUUCAGCUCGGCCCUUUCAAAACUGCAGAGUUGUGAUCUCUUUGACGAGUUUGACAGAGUGCCAUGUAAAAGGUGUGUGGUGGUUGGUAAUGGAGGAGUGUUGAAGAAUAAGACAUUAGGAGCAACAAUCGACUCCUAUGAUGUAAUAAUAAGAAUGAACAAGGGUCCUGUCUUAGGCCAUGAAGAGGAAGUUGGGAAAAGAACAACCUUCAGGCUUUUUUAUCCAGAGUCUCUCUUUUCGGACUCCAGUCACUAUGAUCCCAAUACGACAGCGGUUCUCGUCGUCUUUAAGCCACAGGAUUUAAGGUGGCUGGUGGAAAUACUGCUAGGUAAAAAAAUAAAUACUCAAGGGUUUUGGAAGACACCAGCCUUAAAACUGAUCUAUAAACAGUACCAAAUCAGAAUAUUAGAUCCAUAUAUCAUCAGAGAAGCAGCUUUUCAAAUGCUUCGUUUUCCCAGAGUAUUUCCCAAGGAUCAGAAACCCAAACAUCCUACAACAGGAAUUAUUGCCAUCACAAUGGCAUUUCACAUAUGCAGUGAAGUGCAUCUCGCUGGUUUUAAGUACAACCUUUACAGCCCCAACAGUCCUUUACACUACUACGGGAAUGCCACCAUGUCUUUGAUGAAGCAGAAUGCAUAUCACAAUCUGACUGCAGAGCAGCUCUUUCUAAACGACAUUAUAAAGAAAAAAAUGGUGAUCAACUUGACUCAAAAUUGACCCUAUGGAUCCAAAAGAUGAUGAUGCUAAACAGUAUUAGUUUUAUUUUUGUACCGCAAAUUUUAGUUUAUAUUUAAAUAUAUUGGAUGAACUUAUCAAAUUAUGUGUAUUAAGUCUUGUUGCUGCCUGGUGACUUGUAACCACCGGCUAAAUUGCUGUGAAUAUAUUUAUGAAAAGCAAGAUUUUUAGUUAAGAUAUCAGGGAAAAAUGUAAAGUUUUGAUUAUGUUGUUUUUAAAUGUGAUCUUUUUAGCGUUCUGAGGUGUUUUAAAAUACCUUUUCAUAGUUCCUUCAUCUUAAAGAGUUCUAGGAGAUUUAGUUGACUUCGCUUGUGCUGAUAGUCACAUAUCACUUUGAGCUGCUUAAGAUUGGUUACCUCUUGGGCAUGUGACUGGGAGCCAGGUGCAGAACACGAGAAUUGCCUGGAAGUCCGUGGUGUCCAUUGUGGUUUAAUUAAGUUCUCUUUACAAUUAAUUAAACCAGUAAUAAUGUAAUGAUUUGCUGUUAGGGAGAAAAGAUAGCCUUCUCCAUGCUUGAAAAGCAUGCUCUUCUAACGAGCAUCCUGAGACUUUGAUUUGGAAGGGGUGGGGGGGUGGGGUCAGCUUCUUACUAUGUAGCCUAGCCUAGGCUAGGCUGGAACUUGGUUCUCUUGCCUCAGCUUCCCAAGUACUGGGAUUGCAGCUAUGUGCCAAUUGCUGCACCCUCCAGCAUCAUUUUUCAAAACUAAAAAGUUUUUUUUUUUGUUGUUGUUGUUUGUUUUAGACAGGGUCUAUGUAGUGCUGGAUGGCCUAGAACUACAAUGUAGUCCAGACUGGACUUGAGCUCAGAGGUUAGCCUACCUGUGGGAAGAAGGGUGUGUGUCAGUGUAACAGUUCAAAGAAAACCUUAAAUGUUUCUAUGAAGAAAAUCUUAAGAG
Mus caroli (Ryukyu mouse) is the source of this 1918-nucleotide messenger RNA. Lineage: Eukaryota; Metazoa; Chordata; Mammalia; Rodentia; Muridae. The record is from RefSeq and is a predicted model, not a curated record.